AAUUUUACUUGAAUUGAAAUUGGUCAAAUUGGUCAUCUGUGCAUUACAUAGUUUAAGCACAAUUUCGGCCUCAGCAAAAAACCGGAAUGCCCGGUUACCACCCGAAGUAAAUCGAGUAUUAUUUGUAAGGAAUCUUCCAUUCAAUAUUACUUCUGAAGAAAUGUACGAUAUUUUCGGAAAGUACGGUGCGAUACGUCAAAUACGAUUAGGCUGUGAAAAGGAUACACGUGGAACAGCAUUUGUAGUUUAUGAAGAUAUAUUUGAUGCGAAAGCUGCUUGUGAUCAUCUUAAUGGAUUCAAUGUUAUGGGCAGAUAUCUUAUUGUACUUUAUUAUCAACCUAAUAAAGUUACUAAAAAGAUGAAUCUCCAGAAAAAAGAAGAGGAACUUAGAGAAUUAAAGAGCCGUUAUGGCAUACCGGAUCAAGAUUAAUUAUAUUUAUUUAUACUCUUCGAUGUUUGAUAUUACAAAAAUAUUAAAUAAACACUUCAUAAUGAUAAAAUUCGGUACAUAUAUAGAUUAGUGUUGAAUAUCAUCCCAUUCUCUCCCUCUAACUUUUGUUAAUUCUUCUUUGGAAAGGACUUUUCCACCGCUAAAGUAUCCAUCUGCAAUUUUAGCAUCAAUUUCAACUCUAUAAUAAACGA
Rhizophagus irregularis DAOM 181602=DAOM 197198 is the source of this 642-nucleotide messenger RNA. RefSeq lists its product as uncharacterized. Gene Ontology annotation, molecular function: RNA binding. The record is from RefSeq and is a predicted model, not a curated record. Gene Ontology annotation, cellular component: catalytic step 2 spliceosome; U2 snRNP; precatalytic spliceosome. Gene Ontology annotation, biological process: mRNA splicing, via spliceosome. Lineage: Eukaryota; Fungi; Glomeromycota; Glomeromycetes; Glomerales; Glomeraceae.